AUGGAACCCGACAGGCUCCCGAAUGACCUGGGGAGCAACGACGGGGCCCUCAGCUCAGACGCGCCGCGCCGGCAGUUCCGGCACUUCAGCUUCAAGGAGGCCUCGGGACCGCGGGCGGCGUACAGGAGGCUCCGGGAACUUUGCCGCCAGUGGCUGAAGCCUGAAACGCACACCAAGGAGCGGAUCCUGGAGCUGGUGAUCUUAGAGCAGUUCCUGGCCAUCCUACCCCAGGAGAUGCAAAUUUGGGUGAAGGAGCGUGAAUCCGAAAGCUGUUUCCACGCGGUGACGCUGGCGGAGGGUUUUCUCUUGAAGCAGCAAGAGGCCGAGAGGCGGGAAGAGCAGGCGCCUGGGGACAGGAUCAGAGAGGUGCCUGCGGAAUUCCCAACGGAAGCGGCAGCCCCAUUGGUUAAUGCGCCCAGCCGAGUUAAGCGAGAGGAUGGAGGGGAUGCCAGUUUGCUAGGUGAUACGCAGCAGAAUGAGAGGAAGAGGGAGCCGUGCGUGAUGUCAUUGGAAGGAGCCAAGCAACACAUGUCAGAAGAAAAUGGCAGGCCUCUGAAUGGACCAGACUGGCAGGAGGGAAGCCAAACAGAAGAACUGAAGAAUAAAUCUGCUGCAUCAUGCCUCAAUGGCAGCAACCCUUAUGAAACCUCAAUCCAGGAAAGGGUGCAGCAAGGAAAGAUGAGUUGUGGUGGACAGCGGAGUGAGAACGUGGGGGAGCCACGUUGGGUGUCACAGGGUGGAGUCACACAGCCCGGGGUGGAAGAACACAACGUGACUCCAGAUGGGCCAAAACAGCAGGACGGAAACGAAACCGAGGGAUGGAGACACGAACCCUCUGUUUGUCAAGCCGGCAGCUCCCAUGAAAACUCAUCCCAGCAAAAAGCCCACGAAGGAAAGAGACGGAAUAAAUGCGCGGUGUGCGGGAAAACCUUCAGGCAUUACUCCAACCUUAGCAGGCAUCAGAAAAUCCACACGGGAGAGAAACCUUUCAAAUGCACGGUAUGUGGGAAAAGCUUCUAUCAGAAGCAGCAUCUUAAGAGUCACCAGGGGACCCACUCAGGAGAGAAACCGUACGAAUGCACCAUAUGCGGGAAAAGAUUCUGUCAGAGGCAGCAUCUGAAGAACCAUCAGGGUAUCCAUACGGGAGAAAAGCCCUACGAGUGCGCCGACUGUGGGAAAAGAUUCCGCCGGCGGUCGGAGCUUAAUAGCCACCGGAAAAUCCACACGGGAGAGAAACCACACAAAUGCCUGCACUGCGGGAAGAGCUUCAAUCGGAACACGAACCUCGUUUCGCACCAGAGGAUCCACACGGGGGAGAAGCCGUACAAAUGCUCGGAGUGCGGCAAGAGCUUUUGCGUCAAGUCGGGCCUCAAUACGCACCGGAGGAUUCACACCGGGGAGAAGCCGUAUAAAUGCUCUGUGUGCGGGAAAAGCUUCUGUCAGAGCCCGAAUCUGAUUAAACACCAGAGGACCCACACGGGGGAGAAGCCGUACAAGUGCCCCGACUGCGGCCGGAGCUUCCACCAGAGUUCGGAUCUCGUCAAGCACGAGCGCAUCCACACGGGGGAGAAGCCCUACCAGUGCUCCGUGUGCGAGAAGCGCUUCAACCAGCGCUCCUACCUCAUCGUGCACGAGCGGUUCCACAAGGCCGAGAAGCCGUACAAAUGCUACCUGUGCGGAAAAAGCUUCUGCUCCAAUUCCCACCUCAUGACCCACCAGAGGACCCACACGGGCGAGAGGCCCUACCAGUGCCCCGACUGCGGCAAACGCUUCACCACCAGCUCGAACUUCGUCAACCACAAGAAGACGCACACGGAGGAGAAGCCGUACAACUGCUCCCUCUGCACCAAGAGCUUCAAGCGGAGCUCCAACCUGAUCCAGCACGAACGGACCCACACGGGCGAGAAGCCCUACAUGUGCCUGACCUGCGGGGAGGGCUUCGCCUCCAACUCGGGCCUCGUGAAGCACCAGCGGAGCCACACGGGCGAGAGGCCCUACAAGUGCUCGUACUGCGGCAAAAGCUUCAGCCAGAGCGUGAUCCUCACGCAGCACGAGCGGACCCACACGGGCGAGAAGCCGUGCAAAUGCCCCGCCUGCGGCAAGAGCUUCCGUUCCAGCUCAGACCUCAUCAAGCACAAAAGGACCCACACGGGCGAGAAGCCCUACAAGUGCUCCCUGUGCGGGAAAAGCUUCACCACCAGCUCGGACGUGGUGAAGCACGAGCGGACCCACACGGGCGAGAAGCCCUACAAGUGCGGCACCUGCGGGAAAAGCUUCAGCCAGAGCGCCCAUCUCAUGCAGCACCAGAGGAUCCACACGGGAGAGAAGCCCUACACCUGCCUGACCUGUGGCCGCUGCUUCACUUGCAGCGCCCAGCUGGUGGUCCAUAAAAGAACCCACAAACCCGGGGAGGCCUUAAAAGUGUAGCCUAACUGGUCGGGGUCUGUGUGUGUCCCUGCGUCCGUGCGUCGGGGGAGACUGUACCGCUUGGUCUGAUGUAGCUAAGCGCCAGAGAUUCCACACAAAGAGAAGCCUUCAGAGCGUUCGGUGCAGCAGCCAAAGCAGACUUUUGUCAAACUAGGGUGACCCUAUGGAAAGGAGGACAGGGCUCCUGUAUCUUUAACAGUAGGGUGACCCUAUGGAGAGGAGGACAGGGCUCCUGUAUCUUUAACAGUAGGGUGACCCUAUGGAGAGGAGGACAGGGCUCCUGUAUCUUUAACAGUAGGGUGACCCUAUGGAAAAGGAGGACAGGGCUCCUGUAUCUUUAACGGUAGGGUGACCCUAUGGAAAAGGAGAACAGGGCUCCUGUAUCUUUAACGGUAGGGUGUCUGCAUGGAAAAGGAGAACAGGGCUCCUGUAUCUUUGACAGUAGGGUGACCCUGUGGAAAAGGAGGACAGGGCUCCUGUAUCUUUGACAGUAGGGUGACCCUAUGGAAAGGAGGACAGGGCUCCUGUAUCUUUGACAGUAGGGUGACCCUAUGGAAAGGAGGACAGGGCUCCUGUAUCUUUAGCAGUAGGGUGACCCUAUGGAAAGGAGGACAGGGCUCCUGUAUCUUUAGCAGUAGGGUGACCCUAUGGAAAGGAGGACAGGGCUCCUGUAUCUUUAACAGUAGGGUGACCCUAUGGAAAGGAGGACAGGGCUCCUGUAUCUUUAGCAGUAGGGUGACCCUAUGGAAAGGAGGACAGGGCUCCUGUAUCUUUAGCAGUAGGGUGACCCUAUGGAAAGGAGGACAGGGCUCCUGUAUCUUUAGCAGUAGGGUGACCCUAUGGAAAGGAGGACAGGGCUCCUGUAUCUUUAACAGUAGGGUGACCCUAUGGAAAGGAGGACAGGGCUCCUGUAUCUUUAGCAGUAGGGUGACCCUAUGGAAAGGAGGACAGGGCUCCUGUAUCUUUAGCAGUAGGAUGACCCUAUGGAAAGGAGGACAGGGCUCCUGUAUCUUUAACAGUAGGGUGUCUGUAUGGAAAGGAGGACAGGGCUCUUGUAUCUUUAACAGUAGGGUGACCCUAUGGAAAAGAGGACAGGGCUCCCGUAUCUGUAACAGUGGUAUUGAAAAGGGAAUUUCAGCAGGUGUCCUUUGUAGGCGUGCAGCACCCGGUGGAAUUCCCUCUUCGUCACAACCGUUAAAGCUGCAGGAGCCCUGCCUAGCGUGACCAGCUACAAAAGAGGGCAGGGCUCCUGCAGCUCGAAUAGUUGGGAUGAGGAGGGAAUUUCACCAGGGGCUGCAUGCCUACAAAGGACAUCUGCUGAAACUCCCUUUUCAAUACAGCUGUCCAGUCUUCCUUUUCCAUACAGACACCCUAGCACUGAAGCAUCAUUAGAACCCAUUUUAGAGUGGAGUGAGAGACGACAACAACAACAACAACAACAACAACAAAAAGGCUUAGAGAUCAGUCCUAUGAGGAUGGCCGUAAGCCUCCGAACCCAGAGGGUUACGGACAUCCAGUGCAGAAUGGAAGGAGCAGCAGAGGCGAUUUUAGUCUCCAUGGUUCUCCAGUUCUGCAUUUCAGCUAGACUGUCUCUUUUUUUUUGCCCUUCUAGCUAAUGCAUCAGGGAGGGGGAGCGAAGGCAGCUGGAGAGGCUGAAGGAUUCCUCGUGAACUGUCCCCCCCUCUCCCCACCCACAGGCCUGCCCCUUUCUCUCUUCCCUGAGGUCUGCAGGGGGGAGAGGCGGGGAAAUUCGGGCUCUUGACUCCGAGGUUGAAAUGCUGGCUCCGACCUCGGAUCCAGGAAUCUGCCUUGCCCUGUGGCCUCCCAGAUGCUGUCUAGAGGCCAUAGGAUUGCUUUCCCCGACUGAAAUCCGGCACCCACUUACCUGGGAGUAAGUCCCAUUGGACUCAAUGAAGCUUCCUUUUGAGUAGGCAUGUACGGAGUUCGUUAAAGCCAUUCUGUCUGUGCUUCGCAGAUUGAUCUGCUGCGCCUUUCGUUCUUGUGACCCCUCAUUGACAGAAUUAGGAGGGGGUGUUCAUGAAUUUUGAACCUUCAGAAAUGAUCACUUGCCCAAAUCCACCCCCCCCCCAAAAAAAAAUUAUUUUAAAAGAAAUAGUUCGCAGAAUCCACGCGACUUGGAAAAAGCCAGCCUCUGUGGAACC
Messenger RNA from Elgaria multicarinata webbii, 4589 nucleotides. RefSeq names its product zinc finger protein 271-like. Gene Ontology annotation, molecular function: DNA-binding transcription repressor activity, RNA polymerase II-specific. The record is from RefSeq and is a predicted model, not a curated record. The transcript is spliced from 6 exons. Gene Ontology annotation, biological process: negative regulation of transcription by RNA polymerase II. The coding region runs from base 1 to 2427 and encodes 808 amino acids. Lineage: Eukaryota; Metazoa; Chordata; Lepidosauria; Squamata; Anguidae.